Molecule: messenger RNA, 1082 nt
Organism: Anopheles merus
Lineage: Eukaryota; Metazoa; Arthropoda; Insecta; Diptera; Culicidae
Product: trypsin-like
Exons: 4
Coding region: 116-988 (290 amino acids)
Biological process (GO): proteolysis
Molecular function (GO): serine-type endopeptidase activity
Source: RefSeq, a predicted model, not a curated record
UCUCAUCAUUGCCUGUGGGCGCGUUCAUUAAGUCGAAAAUAAUCGCACCAGAGUAAGGUUUUCGGGUGCGUUGUGCUUAAAUACCGAGCGCUGUAGACUGGGUAAACCGGGAAAAAUGCGCCAGCUGCUAUUGCUGGCCGCACUAGUUGGCGGUGUGCUGUGUAUGACCGUCGAUUACAACAAGUACUACUAUUCGCGGCAGCCCGACCUGUUUCGUCUGCUGCGCAAGUAUCACCUGUGGCCGAGGAACGAGACGCUGAAGUUUGAGCGCCCGAGGCAGGAUUUAAACGUACCCAGUCCGUUCAUUUUCGGCGGCGAGAGUGUGGCCAUCGAAUCCUACCCCUAUCAGCUGUCGCUGCGCCUCGAGGGAACGCAUAUCUGCGGUGCCUCGGUCAUAGCGGAACGAUGGGCACUGAGUGCGGCACACUGUCUGGAUGAGGCGUUGUACCCGUCCGCUAUAACGUUUCGCGGUGGGACGCCGCAUCGGCUGGCGGGUGGUUACAUUUUCCAUGCCGAGUACUACCUGCUGCAUCCAAAGUUUGACCGACGCACGCUGGACUACGAUGUGUCCGUGAUCAAUGUGCGGGAAAGUUUCUUCAUCGAUCCGAUACAGGCGGUAACGCUGGCCAACACCAACACGUACUAUCCGAUACCGUCGGCCGCGGUCGUGACCGGCUGGGGCUUGGCGGAUGCCGAUGGGUACGAGCCGCUGAUACUGCAAUCGCUGGAAAUCUACGUCCAGCAGAAGCAUUUCUGUUGGACCUCGACGAUCGAAGCUCUUACCGAUCGACAAAUUUGUGGCGGCAGUGGCGUUUACGGGAAGGAAACGUGUUACGGCGACAGUGGCGGACCGCUGGUAAUGAACGGCUACCAGGUCGGGAUAGUGUCGUGGGGUUCGGACGACUGUGCCGUAAACAUUCCGGGCAUCUACACUUCCCUCACGAACGAUGAGGUGCGUGCGUUUAUUAAGCUGAACGCGAACGUUUGACCCUUUCUCUUCGGGAAGGUGCACUUUCUCCGCUAAAUUAGGGAUGUAAUAAACAGGACGAAAUACAGAGACCGCGAAGACAUUGAUUUAGAUA